Messenger RNA from Tetrahymena thermophila SB210, 3483 nucleotides. RefSeq names its product zinc finger, C3HC4 type (RING finger) protein. The record is from RefSeq and is a predicted model, not a curated record. NCBI's taxonomy places the organism in Eukaryota, Ciliophora, Oligohymenophorea, Hymenostomatida, Tetrahymenidae. The transcript is spliced from 4 exons.
GAUUUCUAAGGAAAUAAUUAAAUAAGCAUAUACAAUAGCAAAAUGAUGAGAAAUAGAACAAUUUUUAUCAUAUUCUUCUUACUCUUAGCUGUUACAUUCUUACAAUUUUUUAAAGCAUCAUCUUCUCUUACUGAUUCAUUUAGUGUUUAUAAUAAACAAAUAGCAAGCGAUGUACCUAGCAAUGUUAAAAUUCUCUAAAAAAUUAAUUUACAAGAUGAUGAUAAUGUGUAAAAGUUUUAAUUUAUUGAACCUUUGAAACUUUGCAUCAUAGUUACUUAGAGUAGAUUAUUAGUAUGGAGUAUAGCACUAAAUCAGCUCUUAACUGAUUUUUAAUAUUAAAUUGAUUCAAUAAAUGCUAGAAAUACUUUGGAUUAUAAUAUUUUAAUUGAAAAUGCCAAUCUUCUUCUAGCAAAAAAGUUAGUUUUGAUAGCUCUAUCUAAAUAGGAAAAAAAAGUUUACAUAUUUUAAUAUCUGCUUGAAGCGUAAUAGUAUGAUUAAAUAAAAAUAGUACAAUUUGUAAAUGAUACUACUUUAGGUCAAGAUAAAUUGAGUAAUCAUCUUUAAUUUAAAAUUGAAGCAAUCGAAGACUUAAGUUUAGUAAAGACUAUAACUCAUAAAGAGAUAAAGUAACAAAUAUUGGUUUAGAUAGAAAACUAUUCCUUUGGAAACUUAAAAUUUGAUGGAGAAAAAAUUAGUCUUAAUUUGAUUAACAAUGUUGAUUUAGAUGAAAAGGAUAAUUUAAGCAACCAAAAAAUUGAAAGUAUUUAGCGAUUUUCUGAAAAUACUUAUAUAGUCUAAAAAGGGAAAAAUUACUAUUUUUCUUCUAUUACCAAUAAACUUAACUUAAUUGAUCCUCUUUUUAUACCUAAAAAUUCUAAAAUUAUAUCUAUCGGAACUUUAUCAAAUAAAAUUUACAAGUAUUUAAUUUAUCAAGAAAGUGAUUAGCUAAAAUUAGCAUUUUUAAAAUCAAAUAAUGGUGGCAUUUUUUAAAUUUUUAACUACACAAAUUUAUCUCUCAUCCACUCGCAUUCUCUGCAAAAUUCUAUUUAUUUAAAAUAAAACAUGUCUUAAUUAGCUUACAAAAUAUAAUUAAAUUGCCAAAAGCAGAUUUGCUAUGAGGAAAAAAGGAAUUUAAUUAAUUUACCAAGUAAUGAAGUAAUUUAUAUAAUUCAGGAAUAGUACUUGAAUAGUAAAAUUUAUAUCACUUCAGAAUAAAAUCAAAUUAUUGUAAAAUAAUUUGAAAAUGAGACAAAUAGCUAAGAUUCUCUUCCUUAAAAUAAGUAAAACUUUUUAGGUGACCAAAUUAGAAUUUUAGAUACAUCUGGUAGUGAGCAAAAUACUACUUAAACAAGCGAUGAAAAUUCAGAUAGCUCUGAAAGUGAUGCUUUGUAAAUAGUUUAGAUUGUUCUUGGAAUAGUUGGUGCUAUUGUAUUUUUGUUUGCAGUUGUUCUUUGCAUUAGAAAAUACAGAUAAAAUAAAUUUAAAUAGUAAUAGUUGAAUAAGCAGUAAAUAGAAGCCAAUAAAAUUUAAUAGCCAACCUAAAAAACUAUGUAAACAUAACUCUUAUAAAUACCAGUUGGUUUGAACAAUCCAGAUUUAUCAGGGUAAAGUGAUCUAAGGCAAUUACAUUCUGUAGGAUCAGGAGUGCCUCUCUAAAAUGGUUAGAAUGGUUAUUUAUCUUAAAAUCCUGCCUUGCCUUAGUAAAUAACUAAAAAUUAGAUUUAGAGUAAUCCUUAAUAUAUGCAAAAUAUACCUUCUCAAUAGCAGCUCUCUGCACCACCUGCUUUACAUGGUGUGAUUAAUCCUUCUAUGGCAAAUCCUAUUAUUCAAAAGGAUAUAGGUCCAAUUGCCCCUUAAUUAAUUCCACUAGUUCCAGGAAUGAAUAUGAUCUAAGAUCAAUAUAUCGCUGAAUAGUAAAAACAACUUCUAUUAAAAGAAAUGUAAUUGAAGCAAAUGGAAUUAUAAAUGAGAGAAUAAAAUUUAUUACAAAUGCAACAGUAAUAAUAAUAAAUACAAUAACAACCUUAAUAUGGAGACUAUGGUAAUCAAAAUAUAUAUUUAAAUAAUAAUAUCAUGCCUAAUUAAGAUGCAUAUAAUAAACCUGCAAACGAUUACAAAAAAUUGGCAGCGUAAAUAGAAGAAAAACAAAAUUUAAUAGAUUAGAAUGAUACUCCAACACAAAAUCCUGAUAACUUUAAGUUCAAUUAAAAUAAAUAUGAUUCAAAUCCUCCUUUACCAGCUCCUCCCGCUAAUAAUGAUUAUGAUCAUAACAAAAAUGAAUAGGCAGGGUAAUUUAAUUAUUCAAUUCCUAAAAAAGGAUAUUUCUUUGGAAAUCAGAAUGUUGCUUAGAAUGAAAAUUAAAUAAAUAAUGGAGCUAUUAAAAAUUUAAAUAACACAGAAGUUUAAAAGAAUAUCUUUGAGUAGUAAAUGCUUGCCAUCAUGGCUAGUGGAGCUGUACCUGCACAGGCAGAUAAGAAACCAUUCAUUUAACCUCCUAUGAUAGAAGAUGGAGAAUAGCAUCCUAAAGGAGUAAUAGAUCACUCUGCUUACAAUUAAUACAAUUAGUAUAAUUAAAGCUAAAGUUUACAACAAUAAAAAGAAAACAAUAAAAAAUUAAUAAACACUCAAAUUCAGAAGCAAAACUUCGAAGAUGAAAUUCUAAGAUAAUUGCAAGGCACAGAAGUUUUUCAAAAGAAUAAGUAAAAUUAGAAUGGCGGCUUAUAGCCAAUAUAAGAACAAUAAUUUCCUAAAUUUAUUCACGAUUAAGAAGAGGAUGAGUAGAACCUUCAUAAAUUUGAUGAUGAUCAAGAAGAAGAAAAUUUAGAUAACUAUAAUCCUGAUUAAAAGUAGAGUGUAGAAAUUAAUCAUAUCAAUAAAAUAGCAGUUAUGAAUCCUAAUUUAAACCUUAAUAAUAAAGCCAACAUUUAUAAUAACUAAAAGGUUGAGCAGAGUAUACAAAUAAACUAGAAUUUUAGCUAGGGUCUUUAAAAAAGCUAAUAAAAUAACUUUAUGGAGUUUAUGAAAGAUCAAUUAGGAGAAUCUCUUGGUAACAAUAAGCCUGUCCCUAAAUUUAUAUAAUCUUAGAUUGAAUAAUCUUUAGGAAUGAAAAAUGAUAAUAGUUUAAAUUAGGCAAAUAAAGAUGGCAUAGAUAUAAAUUAAAUUAAGUUAGAGUAAUCAGCUGAUUAAAAAGAAAACAUUUAAAACAACCAAAAGCCCCAGAGAGCAAAUUAUGAUUAAAUUUUAUAAAAAGUUACAGACAACGGAUAAAAAAUUAAUGGAAACUAAGGAGAAUAAAAAUAGAGCUAAUUAGAAGACAUAGACAGUAAACCAACCUGUAGAAUUUGUCUCGAUAACCCUCCUUAAGUUGUCUUCCAAUGUGGCCACACUAUGUGCGAGCCUUGCAGUACACUUGUUUAAAAGAAAAGUAAUAUUUGCCCACACUGCAACAUUCCUAUUCAAACUAUAAUAAAGCUAUUCAUCUGA